Trifolium pratense (red clover) is the source of this 1602-nucleotide messenger RNA. Its product is annotated as probable RNA-dependent RNA polymerase 5. The record is from RefSeq and is a predicted model, not a curated record. Bases 450 to 1403 code for a protein of 317 amino acids. Gene Ontology annotation, molecular function: RNA-directed RNA polymerase activity. NCBI's taxonomy places the organism in Eukaryota, Viridiplantae, Streptophyta, Magnoliopsida, Fabales, Fabaceae. Gene Ontology annotation, biological process: siRNA processing. Gene Ontology annotation, cellular component: nuclear RNA-directed RNA polymerase complex. The transcript is spliced from 8 exons.
AUAUUUGAUCGCAUUGCUGAGUUAUGAAGGAGUUCCAAAUGAAUUCUUCAUGGAUGUACUUAAAAGAAAUUUAGAAGAUGCAGACCAUAUCUAUACCAAAUUGGGUACUGCCCUCACAGCUUCUGUCGACCAUGGUGAGAUGGAUGGAUUCAAUGCAGCAGCAAUGAUUUUAGGUGGGAUCCCUCUUGAUGAAUCAUUUCUACAGUAUCACUUGACUAAACUUGUAAAAGUGGAAAAGAACAAGCUUAGUCAAGGGAAACUAUACUUGGAAGAUUGUUUCUACAUGAUGGGGACUGUUGAUCCCACCUGUUCCCUUAAACCCAAUCAAGUUUGUAUUAUUCAUGAAAAUGUCCAAAUUACCGGGAAUGUGCUAGUUUAUCGAAAUCCAGGUUUACAUUUUGGGGACAUUCACAUAAUGCAGGCCACAUUUGUGGAGGGACUAGAAUCUUAUGUUGGACAUGGAAAAUCUGCAAUUUUUUUUCCCUUGUGUCGGUUCUCGUUCCGUUGCACAUGAGAUAGCUGGAUGUGAUUUUGACGGUUACAUAUAUUGGAUUUCAAAAAAUCCUCAGCUGUUGCAAUAUUUUAGACAGAGUGACCCUUGGAUUGAAAGACCAGCUAUCAGAUUGAGUUCUUGUGUCAUAAAGCCAUGUGAACUUUCACAUGAGCAACUUGAGGAAGAACUUUUUAAGCUAUGUCUGGAAACUCGGUUCCAACAAAGUAGCACAAUACGUGUUGCAGCUGAUAGUUGGAUGGCACUCAUGGACCGCCUUUUGAUAUUAAGAAAUGACGUAACAAAUGAAAAGGAGGUGCAACAAGUUAAAAUUAAUAUCCUUAAAUUGUCUGAUUUAUACUACAAGGCAUUAGAUGCUCCUAAGAAAGGUGGACGAAAGAUCCAAGUUCCAAUGGAUUUGACUGCAGAAUUGUACCCGCACUACAUGGAUAGGAACAACUCUUUCACUUCAACCUCUAUCUUAGGUUCAAUAUUUGACGAGGUUUGCAGAUGGCAAAUAACUGAUAUAUCUGGGAUUGAAAUUAGAAAACUCCCCUGCUUUGAUGUUGAUAUACCGGGGCACUUUAAGCAUGUGUGGGAAAAACUGUAUCUUGAGUAUAGUCAUAUUAUGAGUAAUGAAGAGGCAAAUGAAGUCAUUAAGAUGUAUAAGAAGAAAUUUGAUGAUGCUAUUAACAUAGAGAAUGGUUCAAAGGGUAUCACUGAUAUUUAUAACGAGGCUUUGGCUGUGUAUCACGUUACUUAUGACAAUGCCAUUUUCAAAAAAGAUGUUGGGAAAUGUGGCUUUGCAUGGAAGGUUGCUGGCUCAGUUCUUGUUAGAUUUUAUGCAGAAAAACAGAAUCAGAAGACUCUCAUAUGUAGUUCUUCUACAUUGCGUGAGAUAUUUGGUUCUUGAAACGCAUCGACUUGGUUCUAUGAUACUGUUUGGUUCUGUUGUUGUGCUUUGUGUGUAUAUUCUCCCUGUUGGCAUUUGACUUUUGUUGUGAUUUUGUGUUUGUUUUUGUGGCGUUGCGCGUGCCUUAGCUGCUUGUGCAACUUAUAUAUCCUGUUUCUGCUUAGUACUUGUACUUUGCAAAGCUGUAAUGAAAUUUGUA